UCUGUCAGUUUUGAAUGCCGACGGCAAGGGCUGCAGUUGCUUCUGGAAAACAUGAAGUCUCGUCUCUGGUACGUCUUUGUCUUCUGCUUCCAAGUUAAAGUUCUCACAGGAGAAAUCAGUGAUACUUGCAAGUAUGGGAUGUUUACGUUUCAUCGUGGAGGUGUACAGGUUUUAUGCAAAUACCCGGACAUGGUUCAGCAGUUUAAAAUGCAGUUACUCAAGGGGAAGCACAUACUCUGCGAUCUCAGUAAGACAAAGGAGAGCGGAGACAAGGAGUUCAUUCGGAAGCAGGUGUCCUGCCAGCUUCAGUUAUCCAACAACAGUGUCUCUUUCUUCCUGAACGACUUGGACAGUUCUUACGGCAGCUAUUACUUCUGCAACAUAUCAAUUUUUGAUCCUCCUCCUUUUCGACAGAUUCUUACAGGAGAAUAUUUGCAUAUUUAUGAAUCACAGCUUUGCUACCACAUGAAAUUCUGGUUACCGAUAGGCUGUAUAGCUUUUGUUGUGCUGUACAGUUGUGGAUUCAUAUUAAUUUUUUGGAUGAAAAAAAAGAAGCGUGGAUCCAGUGUGCAUGACCCGAAUAGUGAAUACAUGUUCAUGGCUGCGGUAAACACAGCUAAAAAACCAAGGCUUGCAGAUGUGACCUCAUAAUCUGGAUCUCUGGCAUCCAAGUGUGCACCACGCUGGCCAGUUCUCCAACACGUGACGUGCGAAACUCUCUUGCUUCCUGGACCACAGACACCCUGACUUGAUUUGACUACGUGUAUCUCCUGCCUGCAUUUUGUUCCAUCUGGGUCAAUAACUGUUUCUAUCAAUAAGGAUGUUUAACGGACUGCCUCGGCAUUGCUGACUUCUUUUAAAGUGAACAUCCUCUUGCAACUAACCUUAUAGAAAAACGGUCUUGCUCGUGUGUGCUCAAUGAACAGACUUCACAGGGAUGGAAUUCCUGCUACUCUGCACCUGCUCCUUGCAAUGCACCAGCUGGUAAAGCAAAUACAUCCACACAAAAAAAGUUGAAAAGAUGCUAAGGGGUAUUCAUCUGCAAAGCACACAGGCAGCCCUGGGCCGGUAUUCAUCCUCGUUUUAUGAACAGACUACCUCCUCUUUCUGUAGGAAUGGGAUUGCCUUUUAAUUCAGACAGUAGAAGGAGAUGCCCCACAGCUACAGCUAUCUUGUUUUGGAGAUGUUGGUGCGCAUUAUGCCGAGCAGGUACUGUAGUAGCUACACAAUAUUCUCCUCUGAUUUCUGAACAUCAGUUGGUCACUCCCCCAAGGGUUUAAAUGCCUUGUCUUGCCUUUAAUUUUUUUUUUAAAUACUUCUACCUGCCUACUUGACAGCCAGUGGCCACUCUGAAUAAGGAGCCGUGUCUACAUUUUUUCUUCUUUGCUGCUCAUUGAAGUUGUGUUAUACAUAGCCCCUAUAAUUUGUCUGUAAUUUGUUUAUAUUCUCUCUAUAAGAAAAUUUUUGCUCCAGAAGGACAUCUUCUUUCCCCAAAUUUAUUUAAAAUUGUUCACAUCAUUGAUAUUAGUGAUAGGAAACACUGCUCAGAAAGAAGAACAAGUUCAUCUUAUUAUCCUGUUUUCUAUCAUUAUCUGUGUUUUCAUGGUGCUAUUCAUCCCAAGUGUGGCUCUUUUUGUAGAUAACAUUAAAAUUGCAAAUGAACAAGCCCCUGUUUAACUGGUAAGCAUUCUCCUGGGGUAGAGUGGAUCCUCUAUUUGGUCCAGAAGCCACAGUUACUGAAGGCUCCUGCCAGGCUGCAGUCACGCUGCCUCUGGGCAUGACAGGUCCACACUGUCCGGAUCCCAGAGAAGCAGAUCCUUCACACCAGAGUGGAAACCUAGGCUGAGCAGCUCCCUGGAGCCUGGGACAGGCAACUGCUUUGUCCUCGGAGGAGGUCGAAGUCACCUGGGAAUCAAUGUAGCUCUUGUCAUUCUAGGAGCUGUAAAGAAACACGCAUCGCAUGACCCAGAGCACACUUCCCUUUCCCAGGAGCCAUUCAGCCUAGAAACUGGCUCUGGUCUUUUAUGACAGUUUUCUAUAGGGCAUAGAUUCUCCAGGAAGUCUUAAAUACGUGCAACAUGUUAUUAUCCUUAGCUGGAAUAUUUUCCCUUUGUCCACAUGCCCAAAGCUUCUGAAACAGCCAGUGUGUAUCCAGUCAAAAUUGUAACUCUAUGCAAAAUGGUGUUACUUUAGUAGUUCUGAAGUUACUUUGAGAGUGAGACGGGAUGUGUCACUGUGUGUACUUAUGUUAAGCAUGUGUAAUGCUGGACCUGUACAGUAUAGUACUGAACUUAUCCAAAUCAAGUAUGAUGUUCUCUGUUUUCAGCAGACUUGGGCCAUCUGGGUGGCUUACAGAGGGGUCCCCUGAGUUGGUUGUACCUUUCUACGUGGUGGUGAGGAUACCAAAGCGUGGUUGCCCCGAACUGUAUCUUGAGGUAUCCUCAUCAUCUUCAACAGUGAACAUUUCAAAAGCAAUUAUUAAAGAACAAAAUUUCUGUGAAAUGAAGACUGGUUUUCAGAAGAGCCAUUUAUCAGAUGGAUUUUAGCAGUACUAAUAAUUAAAAAAAAUAAACAUUUGAUAUAUGCAACAACUGAAAAUACCUCAGUGUUUUCUUGGGACCGGGGAAUGAUUGUUUUAGCUUAGCACUUGCAAAUCUGAAUACUUUUGAAUGAUCUUGUCCAUUACAUGGGGUAGUUGCUUUUUUCAUCUUAUAUUCUGCUUUUUAUUUACUGAAACAACAACAGACUUAGCUAGAGCACAGCAAGACUGUUUGUUACCUGCAUGAUACUUUUUCAUACCACCUCUGAAAAAGUAUAUUUUUCCUACAAGAGAAUACUUUGGUCAAU
Molecule: messenger RNA, 2847 nt
Organism: Cavia porcellus (domestic guinea pig)
Lineage: Eukaryota; Metazoa; Chordata; Mammalia; Rodentia; Caviidae
Gene: Icos
Product: inducible T cell costimulator
Exons: 5
Coding region: 52-651 (199 amino acids)
Biological process (GO): T cell tolerance induction; cell-cell adhesion; T cell costimulation
Source: RefSeq, a predicted model, not a curated record